AUGGCCAACAUAAUCCACUUCACCAACUGCACAUUGGCAGACAAUGCCCAACUAAUUGAAAAAGAUUUAUACAUCGAUGCCGCCUCGGGGAUCAUCAUCGACAAACCAACAGGUGCAAGCCCCAAGAAAAUAGAGACCAUAGACCUCCAAGGCUUGAUCAUUUCUCCUGGAUUCAUCGACAUCCAGAUCAACGGAUGUUUCGGUUUGGACUACUCAACCACCCUCAGUAAUGACUCAUCAAAAGCACAAUUCGUUCAGCAAUAUAACAAGUCCAUGGAAAAAUUGCUCCAGCACGGGGUCACCAGUAUUUGUCCAACCGUUACUUCCAGCUUUUCUGAUGUCUACAGAGAUGUGUUGCUAAUAUUGGGAUUGAAGACCCGGUCUGCAUCCAAGGCGGAUUCUUUGGGGGCCCAUAUUGAAGGGCCAUUUAUUUCUCCAUUGAAGAAAGGGUGUCAUCCUCCAGAAACAAUCACCACAAUGAAAGAAGGCUACCAGUCCUUAAAACAGAGAUACGGUGAUGAUUUUGAAAAAUACACUGCAAUCCUCACUGCUGCCCCGGAGAUCGAAGGGAGCUUGGACGUGAUAUCUCAAGUCACCAAAGAAAAAGAGAUAGUUUUUUCCAUUGGUCACACCAUGGCCGAUUUCAAUACCGCAGUGCAAGCAGUCAAAAACGGUGCAUCAAUGAUGACCCAUCUUUACAACGCUAUGCCUGCUUACAGUGCCAGAAACCCUGGGGUUGUGGGGUUGAUUUCCGCCACCAUUGACCAAUUACCAGCUGAAAAAAUCCCGUACUAUGGUAUAGUAUCUGAUGGUGUUCAUGUCCACCCAAGUGCUGUGAAAGCCGCAUAUGAUGCCAACCCUAACAAAGCAAUUCUCGUCACUGAUGCAAUGUACUUGAUUGGGUUGGAAGAUGGGUUGCACACCAGAGGUAAUCAGAAGAUAGAGAAAAAGGGGAAUUUAUUGUUAUUGGAAAAUACAGAGACCAUCGCCGGCUCAGCCACUCACUUAUUGGAGUGUGCCCAUAACCUCAUAAAAUGGACGGGGAUUCCUCUUGAGAAGGCUUUGGCUACCAUCACCAAUAAUCCAUCCAGCUCUUUAAACCUUUCUAAAAGAAAAGGGUUUUUGAAUCCAGGGUGUGAUGCUGAUAUCAAUAUAUUGACCAAGUCGGGUGAAUUGAAGGCAGUCUACAAGCUUGGUCAAAAGAUCCACAGCUUUUGA
This is a messenger RNA of Saccharomycopsis crataegensis, 1218 nucleotides long. RefSeq lists its product as uncharacterized. Gene Ontology annotation, biological process: N-acetylglucosamine catabolic process. Bases 1 to 1218 code for a protein of 405 amino acids. The transcript has a single exon. Gene Ontology annotation, molecular function: N-acetylglucosamine-6-phosphate deacetylase activity. Lineage: Eukaryota; Fungi; Ascomycota; Saccharomycetes; Ascoideales; Saccharomycopsidaceae. The record is from RefSeq and is a predicted model, not a curated record.